Chlorella variabilis is the source of this 2079-nucleotide messenger RNA. RefSeq lists its product as hypothetical. NCBI's taxonomy places the organism in Eukaryota, Viridiplantae, Chlorophyta, Trebouxiophyceae, Chlorellales, Chlorellaceae. The transcript has 19 exons. Bases 1 to 1866 code for a protein of 621 amino acids. Gene Ontology annotation, molecular function: translation initiation factor activity; GTPase activity; GTP binding. The record is from RefSeq and is a predicted model, not a curated record.
AUGUUCCCUGCCUCGCCUGCCCCUCACCUGAGCCCCUUGUUUUCAACUGCAGCGGCGCGUGAGCGGCGGGAGGCCAAGCUUGCGGAGGCUCUGGCGGCGCGCGACCCCAAAGACCUGCGCUCGCCCAUCUGCUGCAUCCUGGGUCACGUGGACACGGGCAAGACCAAGAUUUUGGACAACAUCCGGCGCACCAACGUGCAGGACGGCGAGGCCGGCGGCAUCACGCAGCAGAUUGGCGCCACCUACAUCCCCGCAUCCGCUGUGGAGUCGCGCACCGAGGAGCUGCGCAAGGGGCGGCAGUUCGACCUCAAGCUGCCCGGCCUGCUGGUCAUCGACACCCCCGGCCACGAGUCGUUCAGCAACCUGCGGUCUCGCGGCAGCGGCCUGUGCGACAUUGCCAUCCUGGUGGUGGACCUGAUGCACGGCCUGGAGCAGCAGACCAUCGAGUCCAUCAACCUGCUGAAGAUGCGCAAGACGCCCUUCAUCAUCGCCAUGAACAAGGUGGACCGGCUGUACAAGUGGAACAGCGUGGCCAACUCGCCCAUCCAGGACGCCAUGGCGCGGCAGGAGGAGUAUGUGCGCAAGGAGUUCGAGGACAGGCUCAACCAGGUCAUGCUCCAGCUGAACGAGCAGGGGCUGAAUGUGGCGCUGUACUGGAAGAACCGCGACCCUCGCUCCUUCAUCAACAUCGUCCCCACCUCCGCCAUCACUGGAGAGGGCAUCCCCGACCUGCUCCAGCUUGUGGUGAAGCUGACGCAGAGCCUGAUGGUGGACCGCCUCAUGUUUGUGAACAGUUUGGAGAGCACGGUGCUGGAGGUGAAGCAGAUCGAGGGGCUGGGCACCACCAUCGACGUGGUGCUGGUCAACGGCAUGCUGCGGGAGGGCGACACGAUAGUGGUGUGCGGCCUGGGAGGGCCCAUUGUCACCACCAUCCGCGCCCUGCUCACGCCGCAACCGCUGAGGGAGAUCCGCGUCAAGGGGCAGUACGUGCACCACAAGGAGCUGCGGGCCGCCAUGGGCGUCAAGAUUGCGGCGCACAACCUGGAGAGCGCGGUGGCGGGCACUCAGCUGUAUGUGGCGGGCCCCGAUGACGAUGUGGAGGACCUGAAGGAUGCGGUGAUGGAGGACAUGCAGGACAUCUUCUCGUCGGUGGACAAGACGGGCGAGGGCGUGUGCGUGCAGGCAUCCACGCUGGGCUCCCUGGAGGCGCUGCUGGAGUUCCUGCGCUCCGACGACGUCAAGAUCCCCGUUUCCUCCAUCAACAUUGGCCCCAUCAACAAGAAGGACAUCAUGCGGGCCAACGCCAUGAUUGAGCGCGGCCACAAGAAGUUUGGGGUCAUCCUGGCCUUUGAUGUGCCAGUCACCCGCGAGGCCGGCGCCCUGGCCGAGCAGAUGGGGGUGCGCAUCUUCACAGCAGACAUCAUCUACCACCUGUUCGACCAGUUCACAGCCUAUCUGAAGCAGGUGAAGGAGGAGGAGCAGGAGGCGGCCAAGCUGACGGCGGUGUUCCCCUGCGUGCUCAAGAUCCUGCCCACCUGCAUCUUCAACCAGAAGGACCCCAUCAUCCUGGGGGUGGAGGUGGUGGAGGGCAUCGCCAAAGUGGGCACACCCAUCUGCGUGCCCACGCGGGGCGGCGUGGACCUGGGGCGCAUCGCCAGCCUGGAGAAGGACCACAAGGCUGUGGAGUCCACCAAGCCUGAGGAGGCGUCUCGGUCGUAUGAGCGCCACUUUGACCACACCGACGAGCUGGUCAGCAGGAUCACGCGCAAGUCCAUCAACGUGCUGAAGGACAUGUUCAGGGACGAGCUGUCCAAGGAUGACUGGCGCCUGGUCAUCAAGCUGAAGAAGAUCUUUAAGAUCGACUGAGCCUACGACCAGACUGUGCCUGCUUGGGCCCGUCUUGGCAAAGCAGCUCCUUUUUUCUUUCGAUGCACCUGGCUGUAGAUUUGCCCUGCCUGCCUGCAUUCCCGUUCCUCAAUUUUUUCCCCUUCCUGUUUCUGCUCUUGUCUCUGAGCGCUAGCCAUUUAUCAUGCACACAGAAGUAAUCACGAGUUCCUGGAGAACAAAACAACAGCUGAG